UUGGUUAUAUAUGUGUCUGAAUCAUAUAGAGUCUCGGGUGGGAGACAACAAUUCAAAAGAGAUGUGUUAUUCUGCAACACAAAGUAAGAGCAUAUUACAAAAGUUACAAUAUGUUUAUGUAAUCAUAACAACUUAUGCAAUGUUAAGUUUUUUUUUUUCUUUUUCUUAAAAAAAAAAUAUAUUGACAUAUUUUGAUUUACAGCAUGGAAACAAUGAGGCUAACUUUAUGGGAAGGGUUUGCUCAUGAUCAAGGUCGUUUCUUAUUCAAUGAGCUUAAUCAGGAUCAUGUGUUGGGUGCAUCCAUGGUAUCAGUUGGCUCCUAUUAUGGUACAUGUCUUUCGACUGUUGGACGUACCAGACUUUUUAUUGAUCCUGAUAUUGAUGAAACUGACGAUCUACAUGGCUGGUAUGCGGAUGAUGGAUAUGUCCAAAAACAUAUCAGUUGGAGUCAGAUAUUAACUAAUAGUAUCUCUGAAAUGGAAAUGGUGUUUAAUGCAAAAAGGAUAAAGUUAAAUCAGUUUACAGCGGCUCAUAAUGUAAAAUACUUUCGAGUACUAGCAAAGGUGUUAUCUAUUGAUUCUUCUAUGCCUAUUUGGUAUGAAUCAUGUGCUCAACACUUAAGGAGAGCUGAUAUGUGCGUGGAGUGUGACCCCUCUUUUAGUAGGCCAAGAUAUAGAAUCAAUAUAAAAAUUGGUGACGCUACAAAUACAAUGUCUGUUACACUCUUUGGCCAAUAUGCUGAGAUGAUUAUCGGUUGUCCAAUAUCAAGUAUUCAAGCGAUGACAGAUAAUGAAUUUGGAGACUACUUUCUAGAGGAGUAUCUGAGUGAACGAUUGAUGAAUACAUUCACUUUCAUACUACAUGUUCUUGAGAUAGGAAAUGAUGAUAUCAUAGUUGCAUCUGUUUUACAAGUAAGAUGGGAGGAAGAAUUCUAUUAUCUGACACGAGAGAUGCGUGGACAAUCUAAUUGAAGACUUAGAUUCAUUUAGCAUAAUAUUUCAAGACUUUAAUUAUAUAUAUAUAUAUUUUUAUAUGAAUUCAACA
Molecule: messenger RNA, 1044 nt
Organism: Chenopodium quinoa (quinoa)
Lineage: Eukaryota; Viridiplantae; Streptophyta; Magnoliopsida; Caryophyllales; Amaranthaceae
Product: replication protein A 70 kDa DNA-binding subunit B-like
Exons: 6
Coding region: 204-971 (255 amino acids)
Source: RefSeq, a predicted model, not a curated record